UGCGUGAGUUCUGCCUCGCGUACUAGCCCGAUCCCAGAUGGGGGCAAGCUGUCGCCGUGCUCGACGACGUGCUCUUCGUCCAGGGCGGCGGGACCGACCAGUACAAUCAAUAUGCAUAUCCGUCCGCACCACCGGUAAACGACAUGCUCGCUCUCCCUCUCACAUCAUCCUUCUCCCUUUCCUCCGUGCCAUGGGACUACGUCUCUGGCUGCUCAAACUGUUCCUCAUCUCAAGGUCCGGCCGUCGCCUGGCAUACCCUCUCCCCGCUCAACACCUCGUCUCUCCUCGUCUUCGGCGGCUACCUCGGCCCGAACUCACUCAUCUCCCUGCCCGAACAGCCUGACUCCGCCGCUCUCGUCAACAUCGCGAGCAUCACGAAGCGCGUAUGGAGCACUGGGGUAAGUCUGAUUUCGGCAAGUAUACUAUCGCUUCCAUCUCACAGGGCAAGAGGCGACCUUGGAUCAGUUCGCACCCUGUCCUGUGGCCUCCUCUGACUUACAGCAUCGAAGCAUCUCUAGCAACACUUCGUCUCAUUGCCGCUGCGCAAGACCCGUCUCUCAUCGGGUCGUCGUCUAGCAAUGCUUCUCAUCCUCGCAAGCUGA
Molecule: messenger RNA, 602 nt
Organism: Rhodofomes roseus
Lineage: Eukaryota; Fungi; Basidiomycota; Agaricomycetes; Polyporales; Fomitopsidaceae
Exons: 4
Coding region: 144-494 (116 amino acids)
Source: RefSeq, a predicted model, not a curated record